AUACUUAAGUUAAUUUCUAUCUGUCAACAAAUAUGGAGGGGCCUCGUCUAAGAGAGUGCAGCGCCGCCUACGCCUCCCAUGCUCCUCCGCUACUUCACUCACUUAAGCCCUCUCGCAGAACGGGCUCAAACCGUUUGUUUGCGACAGUUUACGCGUGUGCCAUCAUAGCUUUGUUCUAUCGCCAUGCACAUAUACUCCUCUACUCCAAAACCAUAGUUUCUUUCUAUGUAACUCUAACGUUGUUCAUCUCUGAUCUUAUCCUCGCCUUCAUGUGGGUUAACGGACAGGCUUUCCGCAUGCGUCCGGUUUACCGUAAAGAAUACCCCGAAAACAUAGAAAAGGUCAUGAAAACAAGUGAUUUGCCAGCGUUGGACAUUUUCAUUUGCACGGCGGAUCCAUACAAGGAGCCGCCAGUGAGUGUGGUGAACACAGCCUUAUCAGUAAUGGCCUAUGAUUAUCCAACAGAGAAGAUUUCUGUCUACGUGUCGGACGAUGGAGGAUCGACUUUGACUCUCUUUGCUUUCAUGGAAGCUACUAAGUUUGCUGCCCACUGGUUACCUUUCUGUAGAAAGAACGAUAUAGCGGAGAGGAGCCCGGAUGAAUAUUUUGCAUCUAAUCAUUCAAGGAGCUCUGAAACUGAGAAGAUUAAGACAAUGUAUGAGAGCAUGAAAGUGAGAAUUGAACACGUUGUUGAAACCGGAAAAGUUGAUGAAUACAUAACCAACGAUCAAGACCGUCAGGCUUUCAGUAAAUGGAGUACUGAUGGAUUUACCCGUCAAAAUCACCCAUCUGUGAUUCAGGUUUUAUUGGAGAAAAACAAAGACAGAGACAUCACAGGCCAUUGGUUGCCAAACCUGGUUUAUGUGUCUAGGCAGAAAAGCAAGACCUUUCCUCACCAUUUCAAAGCUGGAGCCCUCAAUGUCCUGGUUCGAGUUUCGGCUGCCAUGACCAAUGCACCAAUAAUUUUAACCUUAGACUGUGACAUGUAUUCGAAUGAUCCGAGAACACCUCUCCGUGCCCUGUGUUAUAUGUUAGACCCUGAAAUUCAGAACAACUUGGCUUACAUUCAGUUUCCUCAAGAAUACCAUGGGCUCAAUAAGAGUGACAUUUAUGCUUGUGAGCAUAAGCGUUUGUUUAAACUUAAUCCUAUUGGCUUUGAUGGGCUAUCCGGCCCUAAUUAUGUGGGAACGGGCUGUUUUUUUCUCCGGCGCGCUUUGUUUGGUGGCCCAUCAACUUUGGUUUUACCGGAAAUCAGGGAAAUAAGUCCAGAUUAUAUCGUAAACAAGCCCAUUACUGCCCAAUCAGUUGCUGAAUUGGCAUACCAAGUUGCUGGAUGCAAUUAUGAAAACCAGACCGAAUGGGGUUGUAAGAUUGGAUUUAGAUAUGGGUCACUUGUGGAGGACUAUUACACAGGUUUUCGCCUGCAAUGUGAAGGAUGGAGGUCCAUAUUCUGCUAUCCUGAAAGGGCUGCAUUUCUGGGAGAUGUACCCUUCAACACUCUUGAUGUUCUUGGCCAGAACAAGAGGUGGGCAAUCGGCCUCCUUGAAGUGGCUUUUUCAAGAUACAGUACCAUAACUUUUGGUGUCAAAUCUAUGGGGCUUUUCAUGGGGCUAGGUUAUUCAUACUAUGCAUUCUGGGCUACUUUGUCAAUUCCAAUCGCUACAUAUUCCUUUCUCCCUCAGCUUGCUCUCCUUAACGGAGUCAGUAUCUUCCCAAAGGUCUCAGAACCAUGGUUUCUCCUUUACAUGUUCCUCUUCCUUGGAGCAUAUGGGCAAGAUUUCUUGGACUUUGUUGUAGGUGGAGGAACAAUCCAAAGAUGGUGGAGUGAUCAGAGAAUGUGGAUGAUGAGAGGACUUUCAUGUUACUUGUUUGGAUUAACUGAGUUCCUGCUUAAGUCCAUUGGCAUUCCGACUCAGGGUUUCAAUGUGACCAGCAAGGUAAUCGACAAUGAGCAAAGCAAAAGAUAUGACCAAGGCCUUUUUGAGUUUGGAGUACCAUCGCCCAUGUUCGUAACACUAACAAUGGCAGCAAUAAUCAACCUAUUCUCAUUCUCCUACGGACUGAUACAUUUUCUCAAUGGCAGCAACAAGGAAGGGCUUUUUAUCCAGUUGUUCCUAUCAGCGUCAAUCGUGAUGAAUUGCCUGCCAAUUUACCAAGCCAUUGCAUUGAGGAGUGACAAAGGAAAAAUGCCUAUUAGCACCACCAUUACUGCAACAGUUCUGGCAUCUGCUAUUUAUGCAGUAGCUACUAUCGUUCUCAAGUGAUGCUAGCAGAUCAGGAACACUGUUCUUUUCUGUUCUCUUUAAUUCUAUCAUGCUCUUUUUUAUCUCAAGAGAUUAAAAUUUUAGGAUAUACAUAUAAUACUUAU
Molecule: messenger RNA, 2368 nt
Organism: Durio zibethinus
Lineage: Eukaryota; Viridiplantae; Streptophyta; Magnoliopsida; Malvales; Malvaceae
Product: cellulose synthase-like protein G3
Biological process (GO): cellulose biosynthetic process
Cellular component (GO): membrane
Molecular function (GO): cellulose synthase (UDP-forming) activity
Source: RefSeq, a predicted model, not a curated record